Messenger RNA from Penicillium samsonianum, 243 nucleotides. RefSeq lists its product as uncharacterized. The transcript has 3 exons. The record is from RefSeq and is a predicted model, not a curated record. The coding region runs from base 1 to 243 and encodes 80 amino acids. NCBI's taxonomy places the organism in Eukaryota, Fungi, Ascomycota, Eurotiomycetes, Eurotiales, Aspergillaceae.
AUGUUGCUCUCUGGUUGUUCCCAGUUGGCUCGAUCAGGAGAGUGGGGGGGUCAUGUUCACACCGCCUACGUCUACGACCACCAAUUGCGCCACUUCAUAGCCCGGGAGAUAUUGGGAAUUAACUGCACCUCCAUAUCACACCACUACACCUUCUUAUUCUCCGCCUACUUCUCCUGGUUUAGCUCGGAGCGUCUGCAUUCUCGUGGACAUACCAAGACCAAGGGCCAUGGUUCGAUAAAAUGA